AUGGCCUCAGGGGGCUUUGAGUCCACGUUCUCGGGCCACCAGCCCCCGGACUCUUGUUCGACCCUCCAAGUUCUCAAGAAAAGGAGGGUUUCACUCGGUGGGGUCAGCCCCCCUACCAGUGGGUGCCCACCCUGUGUGUUCGGUUCAGAACCAUGUGUGUUCCCCUGUUCAGCCCAUAUCAGGGAACUUCCAUGUGCUGGAAGUGUUUACAGUGAGAAACAGUAUGAGAGCAGUGUCACCACACAGCCCCUAUUACAUCUCUCCCACACACUCAAUAAAGGCUUCGGCCCAAGUGUUUCAAAAAAGAAAAAGAACACAAAAAAUCACAAAAAUCCAGCACAGAGAGAGAACAUCUCUCCACAACCCCUUAUGUCGCCCCUAUGUUGUCCACUAGAUGGCGCCAUUGUAUUUCAAAUGAGCAACUCGGGCAUAAACGCAGCAAUAAGCGCUUCCCCGGCUCAGGUGGGCUCACUUGCGAGCCACACAACAGCUUGGCAGGCUGUGUCGGCUCCCGAGUGGGUGAUUCGAACCAUAACGAAAGGGUACAGGCUCCAGUUUGCCAGGAGACCUCCACCUUUCGGCGGCGUUAUCUUUUCUCACACAGAAAAGAGCGCUGCACACAUUCUGAAAGAAGAAAUUUCCUCCCUCCUCGUGAAGGGGGCGAUUCAAGUAGUACCCCGAGAUCAAUGCAAUCAGGGGUUUUACUCCCGUUAUUUCCUAGUUCCAAAGAAGGACGGCUCUCUCCGUCCUAUUAUGGAUCUCAGAGUGUUAAACAAACAUUUGAGGAAAUACAAUUUCAGAAUGUUAACACACGGCACACUCGCGCGCUCAAUUCAUCAGAACGACUGGUUCACAUCAGUCGAUCUGAAAGAUGCCUUUUUCCACAUCAAUAUGUACGCCCCGCACAGGAAAUUUCUUCGCUUUGCCUAUCAGGGCAUAUGCUACGAAUUCACAGUCCUCCCUUUCGGCCUCUCGCUGAGUCCGAGGGUGUUCUGUCUAUGUGCGGAAGCGGGCUUAGCGCCGCUGAGAAUAACGGGUCUCAGGAUCCUAACAUACAUAGACGAUUGGUUAAUCAUAGCCAAUUCCAGGGAAGAGGUGGUGCAAGACACUCGCCGUGUGCUCACGCACAUCACAUCACUCGGGUUCAGAGUGAAUGUGAGCAAGAGCAAUUUCACACCUGCCCAGAGUGUUAUAUUCCUGGGUCUGGAGCUGAAUUCAAUCUCAAUGCGCGCGCGCCUUUCACAAGAACGCGUUCGCUCUCUAAUGAAUUGUCUAUCACAAUUCAAGGAGGGGACGAAUGUGCCAUAUCGCAAGUGUCUCAGAUUACAGGGUCUUAUGGCAUCAGCUAUUCAAGUUUUGCCUUUGGGCCUUCUGCGUAUGAGGGCAUUCAUGAAGUGGGUUUUAUCCCUCCACUUCAGCCCAUUACGCGACCUCUGCCGCUCUGUCACAGUGACGCGCUCGUGCACAGCAGCCUUGCGCCACUGGAGGAGUGCAGACAUGUACGCACAUGGGACCCCUCUCGGGGCUGUUAUGUUGCGAAAAGUGGUAACGACAGACGCGUCCUUAACAGGCUGGGGAGCCACUCAGGAGGGCAGGACGGUGAACGGUUCGUGGCCGAGCGAACUUCGUUCAGCCCACAUAAAUUAUCUGGAGCUCAUGACCGUAUGGAAAGCUCUGAAUCAUUUUCUUCCCCGUCUGCAGGGGCAUCAUGUGCUCGUUCGCUGCGACAAUACCACUGCAGUGGCACACAUCAAUCGCCAGGGCGGCAUGCGCUCGCCCAAGCUUCAUGCCCUAGCUCACAGGCUUUUGGUGUGGAGCAGGCGGCACUUCCUGUCGUUACGCGCAACCCAUGUUCCAGGUGUCCUGAACAGGGGCGCGGACCUUCUGUCGAGGGGGAACCCGCUCUACGGAGACUGGCGACUCCACCCCCAGAUAGUGGGCAUGUUGUGGGAGAAAUUCGGGAAGGCGAACGUAGAUCUCUUCGCCUCGCGCGAAAACUCCCACUGUCCUAUGUUCUUCUCGCUAAAGGACGAGGACGCGCCCCUCGGCGUGGACGCACUUGCCCACCCGUGGCCCAAAGUGCUGCUCUACGCGUUUCCCCCCCUGUGCCUGUUAAUUCCUACCCUGGCCAGGGUGAGAGAGCAGGGCCUGUCCCUAAUUUUGAUAGCACCCAGGUGGCCCAAGGCACCAUGGUUGGCAGAGAUAAUUCCUCUUCUGCAUGCCCAACCGUGGCCCCUCCCUCUUCGCACAGACCUGCUGUCUCAGGCGAACGGGGAAAUAUAUCACCCACACCCGGACAGGGUGGCUCUGUGGGCUUGGCCCGUGAGAGGACAAACUUAAGCUCGAUGGGGCUCCCCCCACGGGUGGUUGCAACUAUACAGAACGCUAGGGCUUCCUCCACAAGGUCCCUAUAUGACUGUAAGUGGCAAGUGUUUGAAGGGUGGUGUGAUGAGCGUGG
Xyrauchen texanus (razorback sucker) is the source of this 2458-nucleotide messenger RNA. RefSeq lists its product as uncharacterized. The transcript has a single exon. Lineage: Eukaryota; Metazoa; Chordata; Actinopteri; Cypriniformes; Catostomidae. The record is from RefSeq and is a predicted model, not a curated record. Gene Ontology annotation, molecular function: nucleic acid binding. Bases 1 to 2340 code for a protein of 779 amino acids.